AUGAUUGUGCCAACAGUAGCUAGUAUCUUGCUGUAUAUAUCUCAAUUAUUCGUUGGGAGUAUUGUCAGGGAGUCAAAUGAUUUCACUUUGCCUUCUCUGGGCGAGAGCAACACCAGCUUUGUCAACUCGCUCAAAUUGAAUAAUGUAACGGAUAUGAAGAGGCACGGUAGACUAAGCAAGUGGUCUGCUACCAAUAAGGCAAGAUUUCUUAAGGAUCUGGACGCCGGUAAGGCUGGUGAUUGGAUCGUCGCUCUAGGCAACCAGGCUGCAGACACAGACAGUCUCGCUAGCUCUAUCGCUAUGGCUUACCACCUCGAACAUACACAAGAAGGUACAAAUGCAAUCGCUUUAUUACAAACACCGCGUGACUCGUUAGACUUACGUCCAGAAAACAAACUGGCGUUGAGGGAUGCAGCUAUGUCCCAUGGAGACCAUCAGGAUCUGCUCACAAUCGAUGAGUUACCGAUGAAAGUUAAGAGACUUGCACCUCUGCUUAAAGGUAUAGCGUUAGUGGAUCACCCAGAGCCAGUUGGUGAUUGGAAGCUAGCCAACAUUUCUGCAAUCAUUGAUCAUCACAAGGAUAGGCAUUGGGGUGAAGAUGCUGAUCCGCGUAUCAUUGAAAUGUCCAAGAGCUGUUCAUCUCUAGUUGCUAGAGAUCUGAUGAAUGAUCACAGGAAUCUACAAAUGGAGGGUGAAAAAAUGCCUCGUGAGUUAGCAGAUAUACUCCUCGCAGCGAUUGCAUUAGAUAGUGAUGGAUUGGAGAACGCGACUGAUGUAGAUCUUAGCUCUGCUGUAGAGCUGUACAAAUACGCAAACGGACAGCACAAGAAAUUCAAAAGCAAGAAAUUUUUCAAGUACAUGACCAAGCUUAAUAGAGCAUAUAGAAAUGCUCGCAAGGAUCUUGAACAGCUCAAUUUCCUCGAUCUGCUCAAAAGAGACUAUAAAGGUGACCUCUUCCAGCCCUCAAACCACAAGCAGCACAGAUUGCACCUCGGGUUCGCCAGCAUACCAUUCUCAAUUGAAGAUCAGAUUAAAAGAUCGCUUCCUAGCAAAACACUUCGCGAGUACAGAGCCAUCGAGCGGCAGUUCAUGAUUGAUAGAAGCAGCGAUAUAAACGUCAUUAUGUCGAAACACAAGGAGAAAGAUGUGAACGGGGAGAAAGUUAAAGUGAGAGAUAUAGGCGUGCUCGUCAGACACGAUGGCAGGCUGAAUGGCACUUCACUCGCGCAAGUUUCGUUCGACAAUAUUGUUAAAGCGAUUGAAGGCAAUUUGCAAGUAAAGAGGUGGAAUGGAUCUGAUGGCGGAGACGAUGGUGGAGAGUUAGGCGGACGCAGACGAAUCUGGACACAAAUCGGAGGCAAUGGUGCGGACAGUGGUGGCGUCGGAAGGAAGGUAAUAAGGCCGCUAAUAGAGGAAUCAUUGAGGUAUAUUUGA
This is a messenger RNA of Wallemia ichthyophaga EXF-994, 1434 nucleotides long. Its product is annotated as Putative exopolyphosphatase. The record is from RefSeq and is a predicted model, not a curated record. NCBI's taxonomy places the organism in Eukaryota, Fungi, Basidiomycota, Wallemiomycetes, Wallemiales, Wallemiaceae. Gene Ontology annotation, cellular component: cytoplasm. The coding region runs from base 1 to 1434 and encodes 477 amino acids. The transcript has 2 exons. Gene Ontology annotation, molecular function: exopolyphosphatase activity.